AUGGAUCCACGAGAGUAUCGAGCCUUCGAUAUUGAGGAUGACAUCGCUUCUGAGAAGACGCGUGUCCAUGGCGAGAUGGCGGCGAGGAGUACCGACUCCAUCGCAACACCUUCAAGCAAUCCUGCAAGCAAGCCUACACCACCACCCGACACGCCUUCCGCACAAAUCUACCGCAACUCCCUCCUGCUCGCGGUCGGCUACCUCGACCUGACCAACGCCCUCGACUUCCCCGCAAAUGUCUGGAACAACGUGCCCAUCCCCACCUACGCCAUGGUCCUCAUGGGCCUCGGCGGCAGCAUCGCCCUCCUCGCUAUCGGCAUCGCCGUCUGGGACAUGCUCCGCUGCUGGCGAAACAUCGCCUUCCUCCGCCGCGAGCGAGCCGGCCUCAUCCAACAACCCCUCAACAGCCUCCAGCAGGCCUGGCUGGCCAUCAACACCCGCGAACUCUGCUGGGAGACCAUCGACCGCUUCCUGCUGGACUUCUUCAUGGGCGUGACGGGGCUUUUCGUCGGCGUCGGCACCCUCCUCGCUAUGAAGGGCGAUGAUCACGAAAUUUUCCUCGUCUCCAAUAUCCUCUCCGGAUAUCUCGGAAAUUCUUUCCUCGCGUUGUACGCCGUCGUCAAUAGCAUCUGGUCGGGGAUCAUGUGGCGUCGCGCACAUAAGAAUCAAGCUGCGGUGAGGAGAUCGAACCUGGACGUGGGACUGGCGAAGUUGAUGAAGUUGCAUGCGUGGAAACACCAGAUGUACGCUUUGGUUAACGGGACGACGCUGGUGGUCAGCGGGGUGGCGAGUCUGGUGAGUGCGACCAUGUGGCAGGGGUAUGUGGUGCAGAUUCCCUGUGUGAUCGCAAGUCUUUUCGUGGUGCACUAUUGGAGGUUCUGUCUUGGCUAUGACCGUUUGAGUUUUCAGCAGAGGCUGGGGGCUGGGGAAAUGGCUGUGGAGGCGAGGUUGAGAGCUGUGAUUGGGGUGAGGACGGCACUGGAGAGGAAGUAUGAUGAUGAUGGGGUUGUGGAUUUUGUGGAGGUUAUUGGGGACUGUGGUGAGGUUGGACGGGAUGCUAUCCUGGAGUUCUUGCAUGAUCUUGGGAUGGACCAGGCGAUACUGGCGAGGAUGUCUGCGCAACGAGAAGUGGAGACGUCUGUUCAAGAGUUCUCCGAAGCAGUCAAUAGUCGUGUCAGAGCAGCAGGUCUGCGGCGACUCAAGUACGAAGAGAGGUUCUUGCUGGAGUUGUACGGGUACUAUCUGCGAGUGAGGGAGGCUGCUCCGGCAUGUAGCAAAGGAUGA
This is a messenger RNA of Zasmidium cellare ATCC 36951, 1284 nucleotides long. RefSeq lists its product as uncharacterized. The record is from RefSeq and is a predicted model, not a curated record. The coding region runs from base 1 to 1284 and encodes 427 amino acids. NCBI's taxonomy places the organism in Eukaryota, Fungi, Ascomycota, Dothideomycetes, Mycosphaerellales, Mycosphaerellaceae. The transcript has a single exon.